AUGCCUGAUCCAAUGGUGAUCAAGAGAAUGUUUAAGGUGGAGAAGGUGAACUGCAUCUGCGUGGACUGGAGGCGUGGGGCCAGGACAGAUUACAACCAAGCCGUCCACAACAUUCGAGUCGUGGGAGCCGAGAUAGCGUUCUUAAUAGAAGGGCUGUCGACCAAGAUGGGCUACAGCUUGGAGAACGUGCACAUCAUUGGCCACAGCCUGGGCGCGCACGCGGCUGGCGAGGCAGGCAGGAGGUUGGGAGGCUCCGUGGGCAGGAUCACAGCGGACGCCAUGUUUGUGGAUGUGAUUCACACAGAUACCUCACCCAUAGUCCCUAACCUAGGUUUUGGAAUGAGCCAGAAGGUGGGCCAUCUGGAUUUCUAUCCAAACGGGGGAAAGGAAAUGCCCGGAUGUCAGAAAAAUAUCCUUUCAUCCAUCGUUGAUAUAAAUGGAAUCUGGGAAGUCACAGGAUGCCCCAAAAUGGGGCACUAUGCUGACCAAUUUCAGGGCAACACCAGCGCCGUGGGACCGUUUUUCCUCCUGAACACGGGAGCGAGUGGUAACUUUACUAGUUGGAGAUACAAGGUAUCAGUCACACUGGCUGGAAAAAAGGAAAUGAGUGGGUCCAUCAUGAUUGCUUUAUAUGGAAGCAAUGGAAACUCAAAGCAAUAUGAAAUUUUCAAAGGAUCCCUCAAACCAGAUGCAAAACAUAUGCGUGACAUUGAUGUGGACAUCAACGUUGGAAAAAUCCAGAAGGUUAAGUUCCUUUGGGACAAACGUUGGCUAAAUAUGUUCCGGUACAAACUGGGGGCUUCAAAAAUCACAGUGCAAACUGGAGAAGAUGGGACUAAGUAUCAUUUUUGCAGUGGCGACACCGUGAAAGAACACCAGUUACAGUCCCUUCUUCCUUGUUAAAAAUGUGGUGCUCUUGCCCUAAUUGGUUUGGCUCAGUGGAUAGAGUGUCGGCCUGCAGACUGAAGGGUCCCAAGUUUGAUUCCGGUGGCAUGUACCUUGGUUGUGGGCACAUCUCCAGUAGUUGGUUGUGGGAACGUCGCCAGUAGCAGGAGGCAGCUGAUCAGUGUUUCUGACUCUCUAUCCUUCUCCCUUCCA
Myotis brandtii (Brandt's bat) is the source of this 1098-nucleotide messenger RNA. RefSeq names its product pancreatic lipase-related protein 2. NCBI's taxonomy places the organism in Eukaryota, Metazoa, Chordata, Mammalia, Chiroptera, Vespertilionidae. The transcript has 9 exons. Gene Ontology annotation, biological process: phospholipid catabolic process. The coding region runs from base 1 to 903 and encodes 300 amino acids. The record is from RefSeq and is a predicted model, not a curated record. Gene Ontology annotation, molecular function: protein binding; triacylglycerol lipase activity; glycerophospholipase activity.